This is a messenger RNA of Halichondria panicea, 449 nucleotides long. Its product is annotated as peptidyl-tRNA hydrolase 2, mitochondrial-like. Gene Ontology annotation, cellular component: mitochondrion; cytosol. Bases 1 to 360 code for a protein of 119 amino acids. The record is from RefSeq and is a predicted model, not a curated record. Lineage: Eukaryota; Metazoa; Porifera; Demospongiae; Suberitida; Halichondriidae. The transcript has 5 exons. Gene Ontology annotation, molecular function: peptidyl-tRNA hydrolase activity.
AUGGUGUUUGUAGUGAGGAAACGAUCUGAAGAUGGGCAAGGGGAAGAUUGCUGCUCAAGUGAGCCUGUAUAUAGUCAUGCUGCUAUCGGAGCAUACAAGCAACUGAUGAGUACCCAACCUGCAGCUGAGGUGGUCAGUCACUGGGAGAACACAGGGUGUACAAAGGUCGUUGUCAAGGCUCCUGACGAGCAAACAUUACUGGAUGUGAGGCAACAUGCUAGGGAGUUAGGUCUCAACACUCACGUUGUGAGGGAUGCUGGACGCACUCAGAUCGCACCAGGCUCUAAGACAGUGCUCUGUAUUGGACCAGGUCCAGUAGAGAAGGUGGACACGACAACAGGACACCUUAAACUGUUAUAGCCGUAGAAUAUAAUAACAGUACUACAUGUAUUUAUUUUGUGACUUUUUUAUGUGAAUUUUACAUUGGAAAGAAUAUUAAUAUUAACAAA